AUUCACGUGUGCACACUUCUAGAAUUUUAACUUUGUGUACGGAAUACAUUUAAAGAAAUAUUAAAGCGAAAUGUCAAUUCACUGCAGAACUUGUAGGGAACCGAUUUUCAAUCUCAAACCCAGAAACAUUUUUAGUCAUGAAAAUGAAGAUAUUCGGCACAACAUCCUCGCCAUUACUGGCAUUAAGUUGUUUUAUGAUCCGUGCUUGCCUAGCCAUAUAUGUUCCUGCUGUUAUUUGGACUUAAGUCAUUCAAUGGCAUUUCGAGAGCGCUGCUUAGAGUCGGAAAAGCAACUGGCGGCCGUAAAGAAAGAAGGAGCCACUAAAACCAAAGUGUUUGCAGUACACUCCAGGCAGAUUGAUCCAUUGGAUGACCAAGAUCUUAGUGAAGAUGAAAUUAAAUUUAAAAAUGAAUUCAACGACACACUUGACAACCCCGAAAAUAGUACAGCCUCAGUUCGAAAAGAAGACAAAUUAAAGAUAGAAGAACGACAAAAACUGUCGACUCCAAGCCAUCUAUCGCCUCGAGUACGUCUUAUGCGUUGUCGAGAUCCAAGUGCACCUCGCCAAACAGCAACCCACCCCGCAAAAUCAGUGCAUACAAACCCGCCAAAGAAUGGAAUGCAGCCGUUUGGGUCAUCGUCACAUCCUGCUAUAGUAUCAAGGUAUACGACAGCUCGGCCAACGGCAUCUAUAGCUCCAAGGCCGUCGAAGAGUAUAAGUAAACCAGGUGUACAACAGAAAUAUCAACCACCUCCUCGCCAUGAUGAAGUAAGAAAACCAUAUAGAUAUAGGCCCCCGCCAGAAGAGAAGAAAUAUGUAUGUGACCAGUGCGGAUGGGUCUUCCGCGAUUUGAGCAACAUGAAGGAUCAUGCAUUGCGACACUCGGGAGUAAAAAAGUUUGAAUGCGAGGAGUGCCGCAGUAAAUUUUUCACCCGGCCAUUAUUAUUGCUUCAUAUACGUGUGCAUCACAAAGGCGAGAAACCUUUUGUAUGUAAAUACUGCGGCAUGGGUUUCCGCAACAGUCCCAGUCGCUGUCGGCAUGAGCGAAAAUAUCAUGCAAACGAAUUACCUUUCGAGUGCAGCCUUUGUACCAGAACGUUUAUAAGCAAAAUAAGCUUGGAAAAGCACAGACUAGUGCAUAUCACUGGAGAAGCAACUCAUAGCUGCAAAACAUGCAACAAGUCCUUUAAGGGAGCACAAUAUCUAAGAAAUCAUUACCUUACAAAGUUCCAUCUGAGAAGAGUUAACCAGAUGGUAAAAGAUGAUUUUGAUGAAUCGGAAAUGACUACGAUCAGCGAUGAAGAUAUAGACUUUGAUUUUGCCGAUUCUAUUAUUGAAGAACUCGAUGAAUAAACCAAUAACCGCAA
Molecule: messenger RNA, 1368 nt
Organism: Drosophila montana
Lineage: Eukaryota; Metazoa; Arthropoda; Insecta; Diptera; Drosophilidae
Product: zinc finger protein 454-like
Exons: 4
Coding region: 71-1354 (427 amino acids)
Biological process (GO): regulation of DNA-templated transcription
Cellular component (GO): nucleus
Molecular function (GO): zinc ion binding; DNA-binding transcription factor activity, RNA polymerase II-specific; RNA polymerase II cis-regulatory region sequence-specific DNA binding
Source: RefSeq, a predicted model, not a curated record